Messenger RNA from Lachancea nothofagi CBS 11611, 1290 nucleotides. Lineage: Eukaryota; Fungi; Ascomycota; Saccharomycetes; Saccharomycetales; Saccharomycetaceae. The record is from the annotation of a GenBank genome assembly.
AUGAACAAAACUCAUCUUCAAUGGCGUCUAGGAAAAUUAAGCAGCCUCCAGUUCUACGAUUGGGCACUUCAAAAUGAAAUUGACAAGCUCAAAGAAGCUAAAGCUAUUGUCUAUAGCUACCGAAAGUCAUCAAUUGCCAUUGGGAUCACUUCUCUAGCGCUGGACCCAUCAGGUCAAUUCCUUCUAUCAACUGGUGAAGACGGGAGCGUAGGUCUUUGGGCUUUAGAUGAAUCUAGGAAUGAAGAUCAACUAGUGAAUAAGCGAAUUCAGUUUGCUCCGGGAAAGUCUAGAGACGUGGGUCGAGAUAUUGACUACCAUUCCAAGACUCACGUAGUAGCAAGAAGAACUGCAUUUCAGACGGGCCGUAAUGGCCAAGAAUCUCGCAAAUUCUACGCGUCCGUGCAGCCUAGUAUCAGAAAUGCCCUUCGUGAUCCGCAAGAGGCAUCUCACACGUUCUCUAUUACGAGGGUUCAAUGGUAUCCUGCGGACAAUGGACUGUUCUUCACGGGCAGUAACGAUCAAAAAGUAAAUAUAUGGGACACUAACGCUUUCCAAGUUGUCAGCUCUCUGGAUUUGGCGCAUCGGGUGUCUCAGCUGGAUGCUCAUGGCGAUCUUAUAGCUGUAGCUACUGAGGACUCGCAUCCCCGUCUCAUCGACCUCAAGUCUAUGAGCGCUACCAUCAGUCUUGGCGUCAAGCGUACCGAAAUGCGUCAUGGGAUUAAUACCGCGAAGUUCUCUCGCAGUGAAUCUUCGGGUCCGCAGUUGCUCGCUACGGGCGACAACGAUGGAAACGUCCGUGUAUGGGACCUCCGAAUGAGUAACCGGGCGCUGUGUGACCUUACCGAACCCGACACUAUGGGCAAGGCGCAUGCGCGCUGCUGUAAUGAUAUAUGUUGGAACCCCUCUGGCACUCUAGAGCUUGUUACGACUGGAAACGACGGUAAAUGUAAGAUGUGGUCACUGGAUGGGUCUAAAUCGUACUUGCUUCGACAAUUGGGAGCCACUGAUUUGAUGGCUAACAGAUUUCGUCGGCGCACGUCGCACUAUCUUAUGUGGGAGGGCUCUUAUGUUUUCUGCAAUUCAGAUCACGGAGAAAUUGUCGUUUACCAAAGUCAUAGCGGGCGCCAGUGGCAUUCGUUCCAAUAUCCAUUGGGUGUGAGUAAAGAUAGACUUGCCACCCCCAGAUUUCAGAGCAUGGCGAUACAAACUAGACUUGCCAAUACCGUAGGAGUGAGACUGGUGCUGGGGACUGAUAACACCCAUGGUAAAAUGCUAGAAUAUAGAGUGUGA